GCAGAUAACAAUAUAAUGUGUUUGACAGUUUAUAAAGUCACAGUGGCUGGAUCGGAUCUGAAACAGGACUCUGACAUCUAUGACCUGAAGGUGGAGCAGGUGCUGAAAGAAGGCACCGAUGUGGAUGUUGAGGGGAAAGUGAGACCAUUUUUGGCUCGUCCAAGUUGCAGAAACCAUUUGGGAUUGGUAGAAGGCAAGUCGUACCUCAUCAUGGGCAGAUCUGUUGACCUGCCAGAGCUCGGGGGACGGUAGGUGUCCAUUGUGUGUCUUCAAAAGAGCA
Molecule: messenger RNA, 280 nt
Organism: Sinocyclocheilus grahami
Lineage: Eukaryota; Metazoa; Chordata; Actinopteri; Cypriniformes; Cyprinidae
Product: complement C3-like
Exons: 2
Coding region: 16-252 (78 amino acids)
Molecular function (GO): protein binding
Source: RefSeq, a predicted model, not a curated record